Messenger RNA from Morone saxatilis (striped sea-bass), 312 nucleotides. RefSeq names its product GTP cyclohydrolase 1-like. The record is from RefSeq and is a predicted model, not a curated record. The coding region runs from base 1 to 312 and encodes 103 amino acids. Gene Ontology annotation, cellular component: cytoplasm. Gene Ontology annotation, biological process: tetrahydrobiopterin biosynthetic process; tetrahydrofolate biosynthetic process. Gene Ontology annotation, molecular function: GTP binding; GTP cyclohydrolase I activity; zinc ion binding. Lineage: Eukaryota; Metazoa; Chordata; Actinopteri; Moronidae. The transcript has 4 exons.
AUGUCCCAGGCUCAUAUAGCAUACCUCCCAAACAAGAAAGUGGUUGGCCUUAGCAAGCUUGCAAGAAUUGUUGAGAUCUACAGCAGGAGGCUUCAAGUUCAAGAACGUCUAACCAAACAGAUUGCUUCAGCCAUCUCUGAGGCGUUGGAGCCUGCUGGAGUAGCAGUGGUGAUUGAGGCUGUCCACAUGUGCAUGGUGAUGAGAGGUGUGCAGAAGAUGAACGCCAGUACUGUUACAAGUGUCAUGCUGGGAAGCUUUCAUGAUGAUCCCAAGGCCAGGAAGGAGUUUCUUGCACUUGCAAUGAAGAAGUGA